This is a messenger RNA of Notothenia coriiceps (black rockcod), 2364 nucleotides long. Its product is annotated as ovochymase-2-like. Gene Ontology annotation, molecular function: serine-type endopeptidase activity. Gene Ontology annotation, biological process: proteolysis. The transcript is spliced from 6 exons. Lineage: Eukaryota; Metazoa; Chordata; Actinopteri; Perciformes; Nototheniidae. Bases 638 to 1657 code for a protein of 339 amino acids. The record is from RefSeq and is a predicted model, not a curated record.
CAACGACAUGCUGACUGCAGUGGGGUUUGAACCUUUGACCCCAUGAUCCGAACACCAACGCACAACCAAUUGCGCCACGCGCCUCCUUGUUAUUAUUCCCUACAUUUUAUUUUUAGCACAAUGACACAUUUUCUAAAAUCUGACACACCCCAUAAAGUGAAUGUGUUGAAGGCUCUGUUUCCUGUAAAGCUUUCCCUCAGAAGUCAGCCUUUCAUAAUGACUGCUCACACUCAGAGACAGUGACCUCGCACACAAAGCUAAACAAUGGUCUAUUAUCUAAAAUGGAAAUCAAAAAAAGUGUUUCCUUGUUAAGCUGACAUGUUAGCCAUCACUUUUAUUCCUCAUGCUUUUCUUCUCUGUCAGCAUGUGUUCACUUAUGCAACAGUGACAGGCAGCCGCCCCCCCACAGUCGACCUUGAGAGUGUCAACACUUUGACUCAGUAUUACUGCAGGUCAUUUUGUUGUGUCGUUCGAACACCACAACCACUGCAGGAGUUUACGGGCUUGUUAAUAAGUAUCAAACACAAGCAGGUCUAUGAAGCAGUGUGUUUCCAGUGGGGCCCUCAGAUGUGUCUGUUCGAGAUGAGGAGCCCGGCCUCUCUGCUGUCUCUCUGGCUCUGGCUAAACACUGGCAUCAAUGCGGCUGGUGAGUGACACAGAUACUGAACAGGGGAGCAGAUCUUUAAGGAUCCUUCCUGUCCCAGGACUCUGGACUGAGCGUAUGACGCCUGAACAGAUUUCCUCCUGUGUGUCAGGUUCGAAGUGUGGGGUUCCUGCUCCUGGGAGCCGGAUGGGGCCCUCCCUCAGGGUGGUUGGAGGGGCCCAGGCUACAUACGGAUCACAUCCAUGGCUGGUGUCCCUGCAGUACAGGGGCUCUCACUUCUGUGGGGGGGCCAUCCUGACUGAGCACUGGAUACUGACCGCUGCACACUGCUUGGCUUCACACUCAAAAGAGUUCCUCAGCGGAGUGAGAGUGCUGGUGGGAGAGUUCGACCAGAGAGUAGAUGAUGAAGAGAAGCAGGCCUUCCUCAUCAAGUCUGCCUCAGUCCACGAGAAGUACCAUCACGCUUUGCCUAUGAACUAUGACAUAGCUCUGAUGGAGUUGGAUCAGCACAUUGUACUGGGAACCCAUGUUCAGCCAAUAUGUCUGCCUUUGGCCGAUGACAGCAUCCAACCGGGAACCAGUUGCAUCAUGGGUGGAUGGGGCCGGAUGAAGGAAAAGGGCCGUGUUCCUGCGGUGCUGAGAGAGGUCAAGUUAGACCUGGUGGAUCCGGCCAAAUGUCAAUAUGUCCUCCACACUGUCAGGAGCUCAACUCGUCCCCAGAGACCAGCCCGGCCUCAGCCUGCCAUGACCGUUCUGUGUGCCGGGCCAGAGGGGGGGGGGAGAGACGCCUGCCAGGGGGACUCGGGGGGGCCUUUGGUUUGCCCUGCAGGUUCAGGCGAGGGCCGCUGGGUAGCACUGGGUGUGACUUCCUGGGGGAAGGGAUGCGGUCGGAGCUGGGGAAAGAACAGCAGCCGCCCCCCCGCCAGGAGAGGAUCUCCGGGGGUUUUCACUGAUGUCAGGCUGCUGCUGCCCUGGAUCAAGAGUAAACUGAGACAGGGUGGGUUAGGAUCAGGUAAUAAUAAAACUCUGAUUGUCUCUCAAAAGUCUGAAUAGAGAGCGACCAAUUGGAUCAAUAUACUUUCUACACAAGUGUAUCUACAUUCUAUGGUGUUUAUGAUACAUUAGAUACGGCAUCACAUGGUCACAUUCUGGUUGGAAUAAACUCAUUCUCAAUAACUAUAAUGUGUACACGUCUCUCCGAUAACACUUCAAAUAUAUUGAGUGUCUGAGGGCUGCUGGGGUUAGCGGCAGGCUAAAGACAGAGCCAGUGUUUGAGUCUGCUGUCCUCCUGUCUGACAGCUGGCUUCACAGGACUGUCCUUCUGAUGAACUACUCUUGAAACUUGGUGGUGGAAACAAACUGUAAACAAAACAAUGCCAUAACACUGAUGAAGAGAAGUACAGUAAGCUUGUCAGCAAACAUUCUCAAUCUCAUUUACCUCUAUAUGUUUGUAUUCAUUUGGAGCUGAGUGUCUGGCCACCUGGUGAGUGUGACUCUAUAUCUCUGCACUGAGAUCUGUAUGUUUGUCGUGGGUCUCUGCCUGAAAGCAUGGUUUAUUUUCGUGGUGAUAGUGAACCAAAACUAUAGAGUUACUUACAGUUAAAGCAAAUCAUGAGCCAAAAACCUCCUCAGGAGAAAUGGCUGAGGGAGGUAAAAUAUCUAUUUCAGUUUGUCACUACAAAUACUCAACAUAUAUAUAUGGGCCGGGACUUUAACGCGUUAAUUAAGAUUAAUUAAUUACACAAAAAUUAACGCGUUAA